Molecule: messenger RNA, 3123 nt
Organism: Caenorhabditis angaria
Lineage: Eukaryota; Metazoa; Nematoda; Chromadorea; Rhabditida; Rhabditidae
Source: the annotation of a GenBank genome assembly
AUGUUGACAUUUUUCAUAUUUUCCUCUCUUUUUCUAAUACUUCAAAUCUCCUCACACGAAGUUUGCCUAACUCCAGAAUGUGUUCGAUUAGCUGCCAGAUAUCUGAACAACAUGAAUCCGAAUGUUUCGCCUUGUGAUGAUUUCUAUGAGUAUUCUUGUGGUAGAUAUGAUUCGUUGAAUCCGCUUCGGGAAAAUGAGAAAUUGUUUAUGGCGUUUAGUGAGAUCAGCAGGGAUUUGAAUGAGAAUUUGAAAGGUGAGCGAGGGUUUUUGGAGUUAGGGUAAGUUUGGAGUUAAAAAUAUGUGUCUAGAUUUUGAAAAAUCCAUAAAUAACAUUUUUGAAACUUCUUCUUCAAGCUUGCAGCAAUUCAACAGUUUCUAAUAAUUUUAUACAUAAUUUUUGAAACAGUAAAUUUUCUGGAAAAUUAUUUUAUUCGAAGUUGGGAUGAGAAAAAAUGUUUCGAUAAUCCAAUUUCAAAUUUAUAAGAAACAAUUUGAUAAAAUUUUGAAACGUAUAUUUUUUUUGAAACAGUGAAUUUUUAUGGACAAAAUUAUUACGAAUUUAGUUUCAAAAAUCGAGAAAUCUUUUAUUUUGUUCACAUUAGUUUCAGCUCAAUCGAUUUUCCUGGAAAUGUUUAGAGAAAACUUUGAAACAGUGGAUUUUUCAGGCCUCUUCGACACUGCUUCCCGUCAAAAUUCCACGCCAACAAUGUCCCUCGCUCUAACAUAUUUCGAUUCCUGCAUGGAUCAAAAAUCCAUCGAUGCCCGCGGUGUUCAACCCCUCCAAAACCUGAUUCAAACCCUCGGAGGUUGGACAAACGAAAGUGUUGCCUGGGAAAUUCUCGCCGGAAAUCUAUCUCGACAUGGAAUCGAUUCGAUAUUCAGUGCAAUUCCAGAUUUAAAUCCUAAAAAUUCUUCAGAAAAUCUAUUGCUCUUUAGUAUUCCAGUCUUAUUCACUGAUCAACCAUCCUUCUAUCAACAAAACAUUUCGAAUAACUCCAAAUUAGAAUCCUAUCGAAAAUACAUCGUGAAUUCUCUCGAAGCUAUAAAUGCUGAUAUCAGCGAGACUCUGGUCGACGAAAUCAUCGAUUUCGAGAUAAAAUUAUUCUCGAUUAGCCCAAAAAUGAAUCACGAUGAUCAUUCGAAACAUACAAAUCUCAUGACUUACACCGAAUUCAAAUCCAAAUACGAGUUCAUUGAUUUCGAUCUAUAUUUCGGAGAUUAUAAGUUUAAGGAAGAUCAAAAAGUGAAUUGUCAUCAUUUGAAAUUUUUUGAGGACUUGGGAAAACUUCUCAAUGAAACAUCGAUUUUGACAAUUAACACAUAUUUAAUGUGGACCUUAAUUCGAAGUUAUAUCGAUCAACUUCCGGUGAAAAUCCAAGAGCCAGCAAUAGCUCUGGAGAAAUUGAUAAAUCCUGCAGCAAACCCGAAAACCUAUGAUUGGAAGACUUGUCUCUCCGAAGUUAAACAGAAGUUAGCUCUACCUUUGGCCACUGAAUUUAUCCAUAAAUUCAUCAAGACAGAGGAUAAGAAGGUUGCGGAAGAAUUGGUUGAAGAUUUGAGAAAAGCAAUGAGGGAAGAGUUAUUGAAAGUUAGUUGGUUGGAUGAGGAAACAAGGAAAAAAGCGAUGGAGAAAUUAGGGAAAAUGAAGAAUUGGAUGGGGUAUCCGGAAUUUUUGAAUAAUCAGAGUGCAAUUCUAAAACCCUUUGAGAAAAUUCAACUGAAACCUGAUAGAUAUUUCAAUAACGCGGUUGCUCUGCGGAAAACGAUGCGGAAAGAACAGUUCAAGAUAUUAAAGGCGCAUGAAGCGGUGAUUGAGUGGGCUACGAUUAUUCUACAAAUCAAUGCGUAUAAUUGGAUCACUUCGAAUCAGAUCAUUUUCCCGGCGGGCAUUUUGCAAUUUCCGAUUUUUGUACCGGGCGCUCCGAGUUUUGCGAAUUAUGCGGCGAUUGGAAUGAUUAUUGGUAGGUAGUGGGAUUUUUUGGGAAAAAAAAACUAUUUUUUCACUGUUUCAAAAAUUGUUCUGGGGAUUUUGAAGCUUUGUUGAAACUGUUUUUUUUUAAUUUUAAAUGAAACACUGUGCCAGAUUUGCAAAAGUCAAUUUGUUCUCUGAAAAUCUUGUGAGAAAUUCUCAGAAUUUUUCACUGUUUCAAACAAUUUUGAUAAUUUUUGGGGAUUCUGAGUUUUUGGUUGAACUUUUGUAAUUGGUAAAUUGUUUUCAGAGAAGUUACAUUUAGGCUCCGCCCAUUUUUUUCUCGAAAAAAACUGUGCCAGGCUUGCAAAAAAUAGAACCCGCCCAUUUUUCGACAUUAAAUAAUUUCACCAAAAAUUUUACUGUUUCAAAAAAUUUUGAUAAUUUUUAGGGAUUUUUUAUUUUUAUUUUCUAUGAUUUUCGUGAAAUAUCAGAUUUAAUUUAAGAGGAACAAAGAGACAAAUACGAAAAAUGCUAGUUAAAAAAAAGAGCGCGUAUGAGGAUUCGAACCCACUGCCUUACACUUGGGAAACCCACGUUUUACCGACUGCGCCAUACUAGAUCAAAAUUUCGCGCUGAAUCCGAUGAUGCUAAUUUCAGGCCAUGAAAUCUCGCACGGCUAUGAUAACGUAGGCUCGCAAUACGACAAAAACGGCGAUUUGAAUCCCUGGUGGGACAAUCAAACUCUCUCCAAAUUCAAAGAAAAAUCGCAAUGCUUCAUCGAUCAAUACAGUAAUCUAACCGAACCGUUAUCGCAAACAAAAAUGAAUGGAAAAUUGGGAAUCGGUGAAAAUAUUGGGGAUAACGGAGGACUUCGAAUUGCCUAUGAAGCUUAUCAAAAAAAUCUGAAGAGAUAUCAGAAUUCCACUCAGGUUUUGCCUGGAUUAUCGAAUUUUGACGAGCAACAAAUGUUCUUCCUAGCCUAUGCUAAUGUAAGUUUCUAGAAUUUCUAGCUGGAAAUUUAUAGUGAAUUUCAGACCUGGUGUAGCACAGUUAAACCGGAAUUUUUGAAAAAUAUUCUGGAGACUGAUCCGCAUAGCCCGCCAUAUUUCCGGGUCAAUGUUCCACUUCAGAAUUUCCCAGAAUUCUCCGAGAACUUCAAAUGUCCCGUUGGAUCGAAAAUGAAUCCAGCUAAUAAAUGUCGGGUUUGGUAG